This is a messenger RNA of Ixodes scapularis (black-legged tick), 4477 nucleotides long. RefSeq names its product coatomer subunit gamma-2 (gene gammaCOP). Gene Ontology annotation, cellular component: endoplasmic reticulum-Golgi intermediate compartment; Golgi membrane; endoplasmic reticulum. Gene Ontology annotation, molecular function: structural molecule activity. The record is from RefSeq and is a predicted model, not a curated record. NCBI's taxonomy places the organism in Eukaryota, Metazoa, Arthropoda, Arachnida, Ixodida, Ixodidae. The transcript has 22 exons. Gene Ontology annotation, biological process: protein secretion; organelle transport along microtubule; intra-Golgi vesicle-mediated transport. Bases 91 to 2721 code for a protein of 876 amino acids.
CGACAGGUUUCGAGGGUAUGUCUUAUACGUGGCUUUGAGUUGUGUGGCAUCCGUGAUCGGCCGAAACUUUUACGACCACCCUGCCUCAAGAUGUACGUUUUAAAACGGGAAAAAAAGGACGAAGAAGACGGUGGUACGAAUCCUUUUCACAACCUCGAGAAAACAUCUGUGCUUCAAGAGGCUCGCACCUUCAACGAGACGCCCGUCCAUCCACGGAAAUGUGCGGAGAUUCUCACAAAGAUCCUCUACCUCCUCAACCAGGGUGAGGCUCUGGGUACGACGGAGGCCACGGAGGCCUUCUUUGCGAUGACGAAGCUGUUCCAGUGCCGGGACACGGUGCUGCGUAGGCUCGUCUACCUGGGCAUCAAGGAGCUCUCCAAGGUGGCCGAAGACGUCAUCAUUGUCACCAGCAGCCUCACCAAAGACAUGACUGGGAAGGAGGAUCUGUACCGUGCGGCUGCCAUACGAGCACUCUGCAAAAUCACUGAUAGCAGCAUGCUGCAAGCCAUCGAGCGCUACAUGAAGCAGGCGAUAGUAGACAAGAACUGCGGCGUCUCCAGCGCCGCCCUCGCGUCCUCGCUGCACCUGAUGUCCGUCAGCCCCGACGUGGUGAAGCGGUGGGUGAACGAAGCUCAGGAGGCGGUCAACUCGGAUAACAUCAUGGUUCAGUACCAUGCCCUGGGCCUGCUGUACCACAUCCGCAAGACAGACCGGCUGGCCGUCUCCAAGCUGGUGUCCAAGUACGCCAGGUCGGCCCUCAGGUCACCCUACGCCGUCUGCAACCUGAUUAGGAUUGCAAGCAAGCUCAUUGAGGAGGACGGUGUGGGGCCCGAGAGCCCGAUGUUCGAGUUCAUCGAGAGCUGCCUGCGGCACAAGAGCGAGAUGGUGACCUACGAGGCGGCGCAUGCCAUCGUCAACCUUCGUUCAACCACGGCCCGCGAACUCACGCCGGCGGUCUCGAUCCUCCAGCUCUUCUGCAGCUCCCCGAAACCGACCCUCCGUUUUGCUGCAGUCCGGACCCUGAACAAGGUGGCGAUGGCGCACCCCGCGGCGGUGACGUCGUGCAACCUGGACCUGGAGAACCUGAUCACGGACGUAAACCGGUCCAUCGCCACCCUGGCCAUCACCACCCUGCUGAAGACGGGCAGCGAGAGCAGCAUCGAGCGCCUCAUGAAGCAGAUCACCUCCUUCAUGUCCGACAUCUCGGACGAGUUCAAGAUCGUUGUGGUCCAUGCAAUACGGUCCCUUUGCCAGAAGUUUCCCCGCAAGCACUCGGUGAUGAUGAACUUCCUGGCGUCGAUGCUUCGCGACGAGGGCGGCUUUGAGUACAAGAAGGCCAUCGUGGACACGGUCAUCCACAUCAUCGAGGACAACCCGGACGCCAAGGAGGCCGGCUUGUCGCACCUGUGCGAGUUCAUAGAGGACUGCGAGCACACGAGCCUGGCUGUGCGCAUCCUCUGCCUCCUGGGCAGGGAGGGUCCCCUGGCCUCUACGCCUUCCAAGUACAUCCGCUUCAUGUACAACCGGCUCAUCCUCGAGAAUGCCCCCGUAAGGGCAGCGUCCGUGAGCUCCCUGGCCAAGUUUGGGGCCCACUGUGAGGAACUACUUCCCAACAUCCUGGUGCUGCUGGAGCGCUCCCUGCUGGACACGGACGAUGAAGUGCGCGACCGGGCGGCCUACUUCCUGCACGUGCUGCAGCAGCGCCAGAAGGCCCUCUGCACGCGCUACAUCCUCGACGGUCUUCAGGUGUCUAUUGUCGGGCUGGAGAAGGCGCUGCACAAUUACACAAUGGAACCGAGCGACGCGCCGUUCGACAUCGCCACCGUCCCCAUUGCCACUCAACCAGUCGAAAAGAAGACGCAAGAGGCCAUGCCCAAGGGAAAGACGGAGAAAGUCGCGGCUUCCAGGCAAGACCUCUAUGCAGAUCAGCUGUCCAAGGUUCCCGAGCUGGCGGCCCUAAGCCUGGGUCCGCUCUUCAAAUCCUCCUCUCCCGUCAGUCUCACGGAGUCCGAGACAGAAUAUGUGGUCAAGUGCGUCAAGCACGUGUUUGCGAGGCACAUUGUCUUACAGUUUGACUGCACCAACACGCUCAACGACCAAAUCCUUGAGCACGUUCGGGUGGCGGUGGAGCCGGCAGAGGGAUUUCAGCUGGUGGCCGAGGUGCCCUGCCGCAAGCUGGUGUACAACGUGCCGGGAACUGCCUACGUCUGCUUCUUCCUCGAGCUCGAGGAUCCCUUGAUGGUGGCUGGAACAUUCAGCAAUACACUCAAGUAUCUCGUCAAAGACUGCGAUCCUAAUUCAGGGGAGCCAGACGAAGAUGAAGGCUACGAAGACGAAUAUGUUCUGGAGGACCUGGAGGUUGCAGUGGCAGACCAUGUCCAAAAGGUCCUCAAGGCCAACUUCUCGGUGGCGUGGGACGAGCUGGGGCCGGAGAACGAAGUGGAAGACACCUACGUCCUGAGCACCAUGAAGACGCUGCCAGAAGCGGUCCAGAAGAUCACGCAGUUCAUGGGGAUGCAAGCGUGCGAGCGUUCGGACAAGGUCCCCGAGGGAAAGAGCUCGCACACCCUGCUGCUGGCCGGCGUGUACCGCGGCGGUCACGACACGCUGGUGCGGGCGCGCCUCGCCACGACGGGGGUCGCGGAGGGGGUCACCAUGAACCUGGCGGUGCGCAGCAGGGAGCCCGACGUCUGCCAAGUCAUCAUCUCUGCCGUCGGAUAAAGCAUGCUUCACCCGCCUUCAUUCGUUUUUUUUUUUUUUUUUUUCUGCCACAACAACAAAAGUACUUGUGACUAAACGAUCAGAAAGGUGCAUUUUUUGGGGGAGCCGGUUCGUUUCAUGGUGGUCACUUGACUGCCACCGGUCGUCUGGAGAUUCUUCUGCGCGUUUUCGAAGCCGACGACGGACCGAGACGCCGGGCGCGGGGCCGUACGAAAAGUUCCUUUCCUCGCGCAAUGCAAAUGUAUGUGUUGACUUAUUUUUUUUUUAUUUUUAUUAUAUAGCAGCAUUUGUUUAGAAAAAGAAAAAAAAAAGUUAGUUUGUCCUCUAGUUUAUUUGAUCAUCCGUUUUGCGUGCCCUCUAAACUAGGUGUCGAGCUGUUUUGUGCUGCAUUGGCUAAGCUAGCGUAGCUUCCAGUGCUAAGACUUUGUGAAAGCGAUAGUGGCACGAGCGAACGAGAUGCAAAGCAAAGCCAUAUACUCCUGCAGCACUGUGGAAGCUCGCCAGUCUCGACGACAUGGCACAUAAUAGUCGACACCAAGUAUGGUAGUUAUCGUCAGUUUUGGGUUCUCUUUUUGGUCGUCUCUUAUUUCAGCAUUCCAUGAAGAAGUACAUGUCGGAUCUUUUCUAACUUUUUCUUUUUGUUUCGUCACCUGCUUUCGAGUUUCUUUCCUCCAGCCCGGCCCAUUGCGACAUGUUAUUUAACGCGCGCGUUGCAGACGACGAAGAAACAAAAAAAGAAAGCAGACGAAUUGGCAGACGAGACGGGGUGAAGGGUACCGGGGAUUCGAGUCGCAAAGAGUAGCUGUUAAAAUGCCAUACUACGACGUCGAGCACUCUUACGAGUAUCUUGAGUUGGAUCGUGGCAGAAGUAAACAAAAGGAGGACUUGUCCUUGUUGAAUCGCCUCGGAAGUACCACAAAGUCCUUAGAACGCGAAGACAUCUCUUUUUGAUUGGUUCGCUUAUGCAGUUGAGUAUUUGGUGGCCAAAAAUGUACAUAGAAGCGAAGGAAAGCGAUUGAAGUGGUUCCGACACUUCUUUUAGGGCUGUCCAAACAGGACACGAUUUCUGCAGUCGCAGCAUUUGUGGUACCAGAAUUGGAGGUUUUCCUCCCAACUCCGGUCCACUUUAGCACUUCUUUUUUUGUUGUCGGUGGGAAAGCUUCUUUUUGCUCACGUCCUCUGACAGAGGCUUGCAUGCUCAUUGUGGGUCCAGACAGCCACUCGCGCUCUGCAAGCUGCCGUCGAGGCACCCGUCGUCGUCGUCUGUCGCCAGUCUCUCGAAAACAAGAAAGGAGAAGGCACGACAGCAAGCAGGAAAGCCGUGCUGUUUGCAUGGUCAACGUCCUCGCUGCAAACAGACGCGCGCGCCAGAAAUUUCACGCUUUUCAAGUAGCACGCACAUUUUUUUUUGCUGUGCAUGGCAUCUGCUUUGUUCUGUUUGGAUAGCCCUUUAGGCGUCUCGAGCAAUUAUUUGAAUUGUCUCCAAGAUCACUCAAAAUUGCCCUUUUUUUUGUCUUCUUCCUUCGCACCUUUGGAGGUUUACUUUCCCAGCAUGACUGCCGCAGGGACCGGAACAAGGUGUUGUCCCCAAACGUAAUGCCUUUCCUUUCUGGGGGAGGAGAGGGAACACAGCAUAGCGUGUAUAUAAGCAUGGUUGAAGUGUAUGAUAUGGUGUAGUCAUGCUUUUGCUGUAUGACAUGAAUCGAGUGCUAGUUUAUUUUCUAUCUGAAAUAAAGAGCAAGUCUGUGUUCAGUAA